Messenger RNA from Prorocentrum cordatum, 1349 nucleotides. The record is from the annotation of a GenBank genome assembly. Lineage: Eukaryota; Dinophyceae; Prorocentrales; Prorocentraceae.
GGUGCGGCGGUCGCUGCGUCCGUGGUCGCGGCCACGGGGGGGCUCCCGACCGCGUUCACCGCCGCUCUCCAGGGCCGCGGCAGCACCGCGGCGCCGCGCACGCAGCCCACGGCGGCGCUCGGGGAGCAGGCGUCGCUGGCCGCCUCCGCGGGGACCUCCACGGCCGCGACUUUCGGCCUCGGCGGCGUGGCGGCGGUCGCCGCGGUGGCCGCGUUCUCGGCGCGCAAGUCGCGGCCUCUCGGAGCUAGCGCCGGCGCCCGCGCGGUUGGCUGCAAGGCCUUCGAGAGCGAGCUCGGCGUGCAGGCGCCCGUGGGCUUUUGGGAUCCCAUGGGCCUGAGCUCCGACGGCGACGUCGAGACCUUCAAGCGGCGUCGGGAGACCGAGCUGAAGCACGGCCGGGUCUCGAUGAUCGCGACGAUGGGCUACAUCACCCCGGAAUACUUCAAGUUUGGCGGUUACCUGUCGCCGUCCGCAGGCCUGAAGUUCUCCGACGUGCCCAACGGCCUCGCCGCACUGUCGAAGGUGCCUGGAGCUGGCAUUUGUCAGUGGAUCAUCUUCUGCGGGAUCACGGAGGUCAACUUUGGUUUCAACGCCUACAAAAAGGGCGAGCCUGGAAGCUACGGAUGGAAGGCCAUCACGUCGACUGAGCCCGAGACGAAGCAGAAGAAACUGAGGGCCGAGCUCGCGAACGGGCGCCUGGCGAUGAUGGCGAUCAUCGGGAUGUUCUUUCAGGACGGCCUGACCGGCUCGGCGUGGGGUGAUUGGGCCCUCUACAGCGACUCCCCGCUCCGCGCUUUCGAGAACGAGCUGGGAGUGCAGGCUCCAGUGGGCUACUGGGACCCGGCCGGGUACAGCCAGGACGGGGACGCCGAGGCUUUCAGGCGCCGCCGCAUGACCGAGAUCAAGCACGGCCGCGUAUCCAUGAUCGCAUGCAUUGGCUGGUGUGUCUGUUCAGGCGAUCCUAGAUGGUGAGCAAAGCCUCCGUGGUCCUCCUCGGCGUGGCGUCCAACCUGCUGGCGGCCUGGUUCGCGCGAGUUCCGCCGUGUCCUGCGGCGACCUCCUGUCCUGCUGCCCUCGCUUGCCCGGCGGCGGUCUGCCCGAACCUCUCGUGCGGGGAGGUUCGUUGCCGGGCGUCAGAGCAGCCUCUGACUUUCCUGGCGCCGGCGCGCGCGGCCCCUCAGCCGGCGCCCGCGGAACCGCGGGCCUCGGGCCCCUCGCCGCCGCCCGCGGAUGCCGCUGAAGGGUGGGAUCUGAGCUGGCUCGCCUGGCUCGUCGUCCACGUCCUGCUGGCGGCCAUCCAGCUGAACCGAGGUCUUUUCAAAGCGGUGCGUUCUCCCCUUCGUCGCGGA